UAAUAUGAAGGUUUCUGUAAAUUUUCAGACCAAUCCAAUAUGUUUUGCUAUUUUUCCUUGAAUUUAAUAAGAUGCUCGCAGAAAUAGUUUAACUAUGAUGAACUUUCUGUUUUUCUAUUAUAUUUGCGCAUUGUUUGUUCUUUCCUUGAAGAUUUUCAUGAGAUCACUGAACUCAUCUCAGGUAUUAAUAUAUUUACUUUGCACUCAUAAUAUAUUGUGUAAUUACUAAUGUCAAUUAUAUCAUCACAUUUAAUGCAGGUUCUGAGUACCCGACAGCCAAUCUUUUCUUGGUCAAACUUGUUCACAUAAAGUCACUAUUGACUUAUGAGAGUUUAGAUAAAGAUUCAGGUACCACAGCUACAUUUAUGAAAAAAAUGCUUGAAAAGAUGAAGUUGAAGUUUGAUAAGUAUUGGGGAUCUUGUAAUUUAUUGAUUUCUAUAGCGGCUGUUUUAGACCCUAGAAACAAAAUGAAGUAUAUUGAGUGGUGUGCUGACAAUUGCUAUUCUGGAGUGGAAGGGAUUGAACUUAAAGUAACAGUUUUUGAGACAUUGCGAAACUUGUAUGCUGAAUAUGUAGAGGCUUAUAGAGUUAGUACUAGUACUACUAAUAUUGUGAGAAAUGCUAGUGAUGCUCAAACAGGAAGUUCUAGCAAUGUUAGUGGUGUUAGUAGUGUGAAAUCUGGUACAAGUAGAAGCCAAAGCAAAUAUGAAAGCUUUAGGAAAACUGUUACUAGUGUUGAUCAAAUGAAGUCGGACUUUGAUUUGUACUUUGAGGAGGCAGUUGAAGAAUGGAAUGAGCCGACUCAGUUUGAUGCAAUUGGAUGGUGGAAGAUGCAUAAGAUGAAGUAUAAGAUCCUAUCAAAGAUGGCUUGUGAUGUGCUAUCAAUUCCCAUAACCACAGUAGCUUCAGAGUCUGCCUUUAGUGCUGGUGGUAGAGUUAUUGAUCCACAUCGUGCCUCUUUAGGAGUGGAUAUUGUGCAAAUGCUACUUUGUGCCGAAGAUUGGCUACGAGCUCGCUACGAGAUCAAGGGAAAAGCCAAGGACAAAGAGAAUACCAAAGAGAUCACUUUCACUUAAGCAUGUCAUCAAUAGAAUGGUAGUGACGCUUUGCUAGAUUGGAGUGAAUCUACAAAAUCAAUGGUUAUCUUAUAUAGUAGUUUUUGGUGUGUAUGUUUGGACUUUUCAAUGCUCUUCUGGUUACACAAGACAUUUUAAUUGUUCGGAUAGCUGUUUAAAUUAUGUUAUUUUGGCAUGC
Molecule: messenger RNA, 1254 nt
Organism: Salvia miltiorrhiza (redroot sage)
Lineage: Eukaryota; Viridiplantae; Streptophyta; Magnoliopsida; Lamiales; Lamiaceae
Product: zinc finger BED domain-containing protein RICESLEEPER 2-like
Exons: 4
Coding region: 366-1076 (236 amino acids)
Molecular function (GO): protein dimerization activity; DNA binding
Source: RefSeq, a predicted model, not a curated record